Molecule: messenger RNA, 1371 nt
Organism: Daphnia carinata
Lineage: Eukaryota; Metazoa; Arthropoda; Branchiopoda; Diplostraca; Daphniidae
Exons: 4
Coding region: 1-1371 (456 amino acids)
Biological process (GO): DNA transposition
Molecular function (GO): transposase activity
Source: RefSeq, a predicted model, not a curated record
AUGUCCGAAACAGCUUACCAACUCUUUUUGAAUGAAAAAUGGAAUUCCGGAAAAAGAACUGAAGGCCGUAGAUACUCUUCAUUCAUCCGGGACCUGGCAAUAAACCUAAGCUAUUAUUCGAACGCUGCGUAUGAAAAACUUAGAAAGAUCUUUACCUUGCCGUCCGUUCGAAGUCUUCGCCGCUACCAUGCACCAGUCGGUUGCUCUUCCGGGAUUUUAAAGAAUGAUUUAGCUCAGAUAAAGACAGACAUUUCAGAAGGAACACACGGCCAAGAUGUAACCCUUAGUCUCGAUGAAAUGUCUAUCAAGAAGGCGUUGUGCUACGACCCGCAACUUAAGAAAUAUAUGGGAUUUACCGAUUUCCCAGAUGACAAACCUUUCAGUCGGGAAACAGAUCACCAAAUUCUUGCUACGCAAGUCUUGGUGUUCUAUGUUGUAGGAUUAGAUGGAAAAUGGAGAUCGCCUGUGGCUUAUUAUAUUACGAACCAUUUAACCGGGCUGGGCCAGUCGAAAGUGCUGAACGAUGUCAUUAUUGCUUGUCAUGAAUUCAACGUAAAUGUAAAAGUAGUUACUUUCGAUGGGUUGGCGGCAAAUCUAACGAUGGUCAAUGCCCUUGGAGCGAACAUCAGGAUUCCCCAAAAACCACCGAAAUGUGUUCCUAGCCGUCGCACAAAUAACACUCCAGAGCAAAUGAAAAUCCACCGUAUAAAAUACGCUGCGAUGAAAACUUUUUUCCUUCAUCCUAAGACCAAAGAAGACAUUUACCUGAUGUUAGAUACGUGCCAUAUGUUAAAAUUGGCUCGUAACCUAAUAGCACAGACACCGAAAGGAAUUGUUAUACCUGGCUUUCCGAAACCGGCAAAAUGGUCGUACAUUACCGAGCUCUUCGAAUACCAGAGCCGUCUAGGAUUUCGUCUUGGUAACAAGCUGACUAAAAACCACGUCGACAUUGGCACACACAAGAUGAAAGUAGUUCUGGCUGCUCACGUUUUGAGUAAUUCAACUGUGGAUACUCUUCGCCAUUUACGGGAGGAUCUGAAACACUUAAACUUUACGGGAAGUGAGGCCACUGAGGAAUACUGCCGAAAGUUCAACAAGAUUUUCGACAUCCUGAACUCAUGGAAUCCAAAACAAACAGAUGACAGAGCACCACUAACACUUUCCAACCUAGUUCUGUUACAAGAAUCCAAGAUGGGCAAAACGAAAACCAAUAGUCAAGUCUGUACAUCUUCAAGAGUCACACGAACUGUAGUAACUGAAGAGCAAGUUAAAAACGCACCAAUAGUCCAACGCGUAACCGUACAGUCGAUUUUACUCGAGCCCGAAGUAAGUACUGACGAAUGCGCCAAUUCUUGUGCAGAAAGGGAUUGA